Triticum aestivum (bread wheat) is the source of this 3200-nucleotide messenger RNA. RefSeq names its product protein FAR1-RELATED SEQUENCE 6. The transcript is spliced from 3 exons. Gene Ontology annotation, molecular function: zinc ion binding. Lineage: Eukaryota; Viridiplantae; Streptophyta; Magnoliopsida; Poales; Poaceae. Gene Ontology annotation, biological process: regulation of DNA-templated transcription. The record is from RefSeq and is a predicted model, not a curated record. Bases 337 to 2802 code for a protein of 821 amino acids.
GCCGCCGCCCGCACCUCCCCCCGCACCCCCGUGACCGUGAGCAAGCAGAUCGGUCAGAGAGCGGAGAGCCCCGCUGCUCCGACACAGUCCCCACUACCUCCCACAGCGCGCGAGGCAGGGGCCGAGGCAGAGGGCGAGGUGCGCCGGCCGGUCUGCCACCCGAAGCUUGGGAGCCCCCGGGCGGGCGGCUUGGUCAGGAACGACCGGCCGCGACCAGCCCCCUUCUUCCGCGCUCGCGCUCGUGAGAUGGGGGGAGGAAGGGUUUGGGGCGAGGUCCCAGGAUCCCGCUAGGAGCCCCUUCCGGCGUGAGGGUUCUGGUUACCGAGUGUUGGUGCGAUGGACAGCCUUCAGAGUGAUCCUUAUACAAGGAGCAGCUUGCAAAUGCAGCUCAUUGACACCUCCACAUCCUUCGAAACUAGCAAUUUGGAUUCGGUCAAGCAUGAGGUUCCCACCCCUCAAGUUGGCAUGACUUUUGAGACAGUUGAUUUGGCAUACCAGUCUUACCUAGAGUACGGGUACCGUGCAGGCUUUGGAGUUUCAAAAAGAACUUCCCAUAGCGUUGAUGGGGUAAAAUACCGCGCAACAUUUGUUUGUUACAAAGGUGGCAUCGCUAGGAUUAAGCCCGGGCUUAAAGCUCGAAGAAGACUUGUUGCGAAGACUGGCUGCAAAGCUAUGAUGGUGGUGAAGUAUAACGCAAGUGAGAAUCAUUGGGAAGUAGUGUUUGUUGAGCUGGAGCAUAACCACCCAUGUAAUCCUGAAAUGGUCAGAUUCAUGAUGUGUUUUAAGGAUCUUCCUGACUGGCAGAGGGAGCACCGACCAUUCAAUGCGAAAACUAGAUUGAACCCAAAGAUUCAUUCUGGUAGAGGCAGGCCACCCAACCAAAACAAAGAUUUCAUGGUGAGGUCCUUCUCUCAGUCUAAUUAUUCAAUUGAAGCAGCUGCCAAGUGUGGGAAGCUGAGAUUUGCAGAGGGUGACGUUGAGGCAUUAUUAGUCUUUUUCGAUAAGAUGCAAGCUCAAAAUUCCAACUUCUUCUACAACUGGGACAUGGAUGAUGAAGGCCGGCUUAAAAAUGUUUGCUGGGUCGAUGCAAGAUCGAGAGCUGCAUAUCAGCAUUUCAGUGAUGUUGUCUGCUUUGAUACUGUUUAUUUGACAUACCAGUUUGUCAUUCCAUUGGUUGCUUUUCUUGGAAUCAACCAUCAUGGCCAAUUUGUAUUGUUAGGAUGCGGUUUACUGGGAGAUGAGUCUCCAGAGACUUUUUCAUGGUUAUUCAAAAAAUGGCUAAAAUGUAUGAAUGAUAAAGCACCUGAAGCAAUUAUUACCACCCAUUCAAGACCAGUAGUCAAAGCAGUCUCUGAGGUAUUUCUAAAUACUCGUCAUAGAUACAACCUUUGGCACAUAAUGAAAGAGCUUCCUGACAUGUCUGGAAGAGUUGAGGAUAAGGAGGCAAUUAGCCUGAGAAUGAAAAAGGUAGUCUAUGACACCAUUACAGCAGCUGAUUUUGAGAGGGAGUGGGUUGAGAUGGCCAAUCAGUACAAGCUUCAUGACAAUCGUUGGCUCACAACCUUGUUUGAAGAAAGGGCAAAAUGGGUGCCAGCAUAUGUGAAAGAUGCUUUCUGGGCUGGUAUCUCUACUGUUCGCCGCAGUGAACGGUUGGAGGCCUUUUUUGAUGGAUAUAUUACACCAGAGACCACAAUAAAGAUAUUCAUUGAACAAUUUGAUACUGCUAUGAAGCUUAGGUCCGAUCGAGAAGCCUAUGAUGAUUUCCGUUCUUUUCAGCAAAGGCCACAAGCCCUCUCUGGUCUGUUGUUUGAGGAGCAAUUUGCAAAUGCUUAUACUAUAAAUAUUUUUCAGAAAUUCCAGGAUCAGUUAAAGCAGCUGAUGAAUGUGACUUGCACUGAAGUCAGUAGGAAUGGAUCGAUAGUGACCUACACUGUGACCGUCAUUGGGAAGGAGAGGAAGUUUGACUAUAGAGUGAUGUAUAAUAGUGCCGAGAAAGAAGUGUGGUGUAUCUGCAGGUCACUACAGUUUAAAGGUAUUUUGUGUAGCCAUGCUCUUGCAGUCUUGAAGCAAGAGCUUGUGAUGCUAAUACCUUCCAAAUAUAUUCUUGAUCGAUGGAGGAAGGACUAUAAAUGCCCCGAGGAAUCUAAGGAAACUCCCAUCCCACCAGAAUCGGCAAAAGCAACAGGGAAGGGCACAAAACCGGAAAAUGUCCGUGAAGAUAAAGUGGACAACCUCUACAACGAUGGCCACCAGUACUUUGCUGACAUUGUGGAAAUGGGAGCAACUGAUCCUGAUGCAAUGGAGUAUGUUCUGUCUGUGAUGAAAGAAGCUAAAGAGAAGGUACGAAGGUUUGAGGAAUCCCGAAAAGAGAAAAGGCCCGAAGGAAAUCCAGUUUCUUCUAGUAAGAAAGGCGCCAAGUCUGCGAAGCCGCCAUCUGCUGAAGAUGUGGGAAACAGCACAUCUGUGUCGGCACCUGCGAACACAGCAAUGGCGACAGUGGCACCAACAAUGAUGGUGGCAGCCGCUUCAGCAACUCUGGCGGCAUCUACACCAAUGCCAGUGCCGUCAUGUACACAAAUGUCAGUGCCACCAACAAUGAUGGCUAUGGCUACCACGUCGGCAGCUGUCCCACCAGGAAUGUUUUUAGUACCGAUGCACCCACAUAUGGUUUUUCCACCCUUCACCCCUGGAUUACCAGCAGCAGUACCACCUGUAGCGCCACCUCCAGCCCCAACAGCCAAUGCGGUGGGCGUUGUUUCCAACCCCACGAAGAAGAGAAAGAAAAGAAAGGGGAAUAGUUGAGCUUGGGGUCAAGAUGAGCUGCACUUGGGAUUGCCUGCUGUACAUUAUCUCGCCCUUGGCUUGGAACCACUAAUCUUAGUUAGCGCAGCUUUGGACUGCCUACUGUAUACAUGAUCAGCCUUCUGUCGGAUGUAAUCUUAUAUGUAGCGCGGCUUCUGAAUGUUAGUCUGCUUCUGAUCUUGUGGAUCACGAUUUGGUGGAGGCUGGUACAACCCUUGCAGACUCUUAUGUUGCUGGAGAUUUCGCCAAAUUAUGUGAUCACGCCGUAUUUAUGGCCAGCCACCGAUGCCUGUUAGGUUCUUGUUAGGGAACACACCAGUAUGCUCAUCGUACAUAAACUCAUCAUCUGUUAUGCUGUGGGUACUGAAGUAUGGAUCGCCUGUUUUGAACCCCCAUUA